CGUCCGGCGGCGGCGGCAGCGGCAGCGGCAGCGGCGCUGAGUUUUGUCUCCCGGGCCGUCUGGGCGCGCGCGGGUGUCCCAGAAUGAAAUAUGACUGAGGACUCUCAGAGAAACUUUCGUUCAGUAUAUUAUGAGAAAGUGGGGUUUCGUGGAGUUGAAGAAAAGAAAUCAUUAGAAAUUCUCCUAAAAGAUGACCGUCUGGAUACUGAGAAACUUUGUACUUUUAGUCAGAGGUUCCCUCUCCCGUCCAUGUACCGUGCAUUGGUAUGGAAGGUGCUUCUAGGAAUCUUGCCUCCACACCACGAGUCCCAUGCCAAGGUGAUGAUGUAUCGUAAGGAGCAGUACUUGGAUGUCCUUCAUGCCCUGAAAGUCGUUCGCUUUGUUAGUGAUGCCACACCUCAGGCUGAAGUCUAUCUCCGCAUGUAUCAGCUGGAGUCUGGGAAGUUACCUCGAAGUCCCUCUUUUCCACUGGAGCCAGAUGAUGAAGUGUUUCUUGCCAUAGCUAAAGCCAUGGAGGAAAUGGUGGAAGAUAGUGUCGACUGUUACUGGAUCACCCGACGCUUUGUGAACCAAUUAAAUACCAAGUACCGGGAUUCCUUGCCCCAGUUGCCAAAAGCGUUUGAACAAUACUUGAAUCUGGAAGAUGGCAGACUGCUGACUCAUCUGAGGAUGUGUUCCGCGGCGCCCAAACUUCCUUAUGAUCUCUGGUUCAAGAGGUGCUUUGCGGGAUGUUUGCCUGAAUCCAGUUUACAGAGGGUUUGGGAUAAAGUUGUGAGUGGAUCCUGUAAGAUCCUAGUUUUUGUAGCUGUCGAAAUUUUAUUAACCUUUAAAAUAAAAGUUAUGGCACUGAACAGUGCAGAGAAGAUAACAAAGUUUCUGGAAAAUAUUCCCCAGGACAGCUCAGACGCGAUCGUGAGCAAGGCCAUUGACUUGUGGCACAAACACUGUGGGACCCCGGUCCAUUCAAGCUGAACGCACCCGCUGGUUGUGGACCGUCUGCCAGGCACCACAAUCAUUCCUGGACCCCCGAGGGCCUCUGAGUUUGAGACGCUGGCUGAGAUCAAAUGAUAAGAAUUCCAAUUUUUGUUUUCCUAAGUCUUUCAUCUGCUAAUCUACCCAACAUGAACCACGGGCCACAUGAAGGGCCAGACACAUUCUUAAGCGGCUCACAGCCUAGAGGUGCACAUCUGUGAUUACAAUGUGCAAGGUAAAACUGGAUCAACAGUUUCCAAGGACUGGCAUGUAAUAAAAUAUCCUCAAAACAACAAGCAAGUUGGGCGUGACUUAGACUUUCACUGCCCAUGUAGAAGGCACUGUACAUUCUUGCAGCAUCUCAGUUGGCCAGCAAGAGGUGAGUCAGAAAAAAACCAUUCAGCAGCCACAUGGAAGUGGGGCUCACUGGGCACAAGGCAAAACUGUGAAGAAGAUAAAGUGUCUGUGGUUCUGCAUUGACUCUAUUCCCUGGAGUCCUCCCCUCUCGAGUUCCUAGAAUUAUGUUAUCACUCUUGCUCUAUCUCAUUCCUAUCAAGACCUGUUUUAGAAAUGGGUGCCACAGACUCAGUUACAUUCAAAUGUAAACCCAUUCAUUCAUUUAGCAAGUUACUUAUUAGUGCCAGUGCUGUGUCAGGUUCUACAUUAGGUACCAGAGUACAGUGAUGAGCAAAACCAGUCCCUGCCCUUCUGGAACAGAGAAGACUGGAAGAGGAUGGGGGUAGCCAUUAAUCAAACAGUCACAGAAAUGAGUGCAAAAUGUAGCUGGAGUAAGGGCUUCCAUGGUGAGGCACUUGGUGCAGGGAUCUCUGGAUCUGACCAAAUCAGGAGGUCAGGAAAGGCUUCCAGGAGGAAGUGACACUGUGCCCAGAGCUCAGGGAUGGAAGAAGGAUGCUCCUUCUGGGCAGAGAGUAAGGAGAGAAGAUUGGUGGGAAGGAGGGCAGGGGCCAGAUGCCGUGGGUGUGAUUUGGAUCUGUGUCCCUGCCAAUCACAUGUUGAAUUGUAGUCCCCAGUGUUGGAGGUGGAGCCUGGUGGGACAUGAUUGGAUCAUGGGGGUAGUUUUUCAUGAACGGUUUAGUACCAACCACUUGGUGCUGUUCUAGUGAGUUGAGUGCAUUCUCGCGAGAUCUGGUUGUUUAAAAGUGUGUAGCACCCUUCCCUCUUGCUCCUGCUCCUCCAAUGUGAGACUCCUUGCUUUCCCUCUGUUUUCCACCAUGAUUGGAAGCUUCCUGAGGCCUCACCAGAGGCAGAUGCCAGCAUCAUGCUUCCUGUGCAGCCUGCAGAACUGUGAGCCAAUUAAACCUCUUUUCGUUAUAAACUA
Messenger RNA from Homo sapiens (human), 2311 nucleotides. RefSeq names its product TBC1D7-LOC100130357 readthrough. Gene Ontology annotation, cellular component: cytosol; cytoplasmic vesicle; lysosomal membrane. Gene Ontology annotation, biological process: negative regulation of TOR signaling. NCBI's taxonomy places the organism in Eukaryota, Metazoa, Chordata, Mammalia, Primates, Hominidae. Bases 91 to 972 code for a protein of 293 amino acids. The record is from RefSeq and is marked validated. The transcript is spliced from 9 exons.